Messenger RNA from Archocentrus centrarchus (flier cichlid), 2885 nucleotides. RefSeq names its product tubulin folding cofactor B (gene tbcb). Gene Ontology annotation, molecular function: microtubule plus-end binding; alpha-tubulin binding. Gene Ontology annotation, biological process: cytoplasmic microtubule organization; tubulin complex assembly; post-chaperonin tubulin folding pathway. Lineage: Eukaryota; Metazoa; Chordata; Actinopteri; Cichliformes; Cichlidae. The coding region runs from base 72 to 953 and encodes 293 amino acids. The record is from RefSeq and is a predicted model, not a curated record. The transcript is spliced from 7 exons. Gene Ontology annotation, cellular component: microtubule plus-end; cell cortex; nucleus.
AACCUUCCAGAGCUGGGCGUAGCAGGAACUGAGGUUAUAAUUUUCUGGCAACCCUACAGAGCUAGAGUUACAUGCACCAUUUUCCACAGUUACCAAGUAGUCAUGAAAACUUCAGGUUAAUUGUAGAUCAAAGCUCAAAGAUUUUUCAGCACCAUCGAGGAAAAUAUACACAAUUUUGUUUGACCAACAGCCGAGUCCAAACAGACUGGAAAAUGGACAGCGGAGUGACAGUAAUCACCAAUCCCACCGUGAAUGUGCGCCUAACGAGCACCAUCUCCUCCUUUGAGGUGCAGCGCAGGUUCAGCAGAGGCACCAGUAUAGCAGAGCUGAAGGGAAAGUUGGAGAUGAUUGUGGGUGCACCUGCCUCCUGCAUGGACCUGGAGUUAUUCAGUGUCUCUGACAAGUUCCUGCAGAGAAUGGAUGACAAUGAAGCUCUGCUAGGAUCCUAUCCUGUGGACGAUGACUGCAGAAUAAACGUUAUUGAUAGAAGUGGCGGUCAGAUGGGCGAGUUCACUGAUGUUUCUAAAGUGGAGAAAUUUGAGCUGUCAGAUGAUGCUUAUGAUAAGAGAACAGACACAGCGAGGUCAUUCAUGAAGAAACAUCGUGUGGGUCGCUUCAAUGAGGAGGAAACGGCCAAGAAAAAAGUGGAGAACGCAGUACGGGACGAGGAACAGAAGGCUGCCGCUGAUGCGAUUGCUGUUGGCAGCCGCUGCAAAGUGCAGGUCCCCGGACAGCCCACAAAGCUUGGCACAGUCAUGUAUGUUGGAACAACAGAUUUCAAGCCGGGGUACUGGGUGGGUGUGAAGUAUGAUGAGCCCCUGGGCAAACACAAUGGAACUGUUGAGGGGAAGCAGUACUUUGAGUGCGAGAACAAAUACGGUGCGUUUGUGAAGCCCCUGAGUGUGACUGUGGGAGACUUCCCUGAGGAGGACUACGGUUUAGAUGAGAUGUAGGACUGCACCGUUUUACUGCCCCAACCUCACGCUGUUAUCUGUUCACCAAGCAGAGAAGAAGGCGAGUCUUUUUUUUUUUUUUUUUUAGUGUAAUGAUUUUUUUUGUGUGUUUUUCUGGAAGGCAUGAUACUAAAGCACUUUGGCCUCAAGUUCUCUUUCAGUAACUUCAGAGCAAGUUGACAGACUGUUGAUUCAGAUGAUAAUUCAAGAUAACCACAGAAAGAACUCACAACAACAGAUGUUUCAUAAAGUAGGGGAUUUUUGUUGCAGCAAAAUGAAGGUUUCAGUUGUUUGUCCCUCACUAUGCACACUUCUGUUCAGUUCAUACUACUUCCUGUAGUUGUACUUCUUUUGUUCCCAUGCAUUUCUCCUUGUUUAGUAAUUGACAAUGUGUACAAAGAUUAUUGUAUUAUAACUGUUUAUAGUUAUCUGUAGUCUUGCCAUUUUUGACGACUGUAAAUUGCUGUUUGGACAUUAGUCUAUUAGAGGAAAAAUUCACCCAGACACACUUUGACACUAAAAUAAAAAGCGGCAUUGUUGCUUUUAUUACUAAGUUUGUAUCUCUAAGUGAGUUAACCCUGGGGUACGCCUUCUUCAAGCCAUUUAUUCAAAUUCUUGCUCGCUGGCAAAUUUAAUGUCAGACUCACAAGAUUUUGGCAGAGGAGGAAGAAAUUGUAGAUCCUCAUCAGCAGAUGGGUCUCGUGCUUCUUUUUGUUGUACUUUGCAGUUAAAGCUUUCAACAGAAACAGUGCCUGAAAUUUAUGUGCCAAAGUGUGCGAGGGUAAAUGUUUUUUUUUUCCUCUCCCUAAACAACAUUACAUUCCCCAAAGUUCAUUUUUUUUGUAAGUAGAAUGUGCAACAGUUCAACUUUGAGCUUAAGAUGUAAUUUCCAUUUAUUUUUCUGUGACUCAGUUCUUCUUGUUAAACAUUAAAUUUUGUGCACUUGAAUGUAUCGUACGUGUGUUGAACCACUGAACUAAAAGAUGUUUCACAUUUAAAAUUUAAUAGGUCUCAAUUUUACUUUUUCUGGAGACCAGCCCAUUGGCAACCCAAAAUCUUUGUGGCCUCCAGCAACCGCUAAACAACUGAAAUUCAAGCAGGUGGUUUGUGUUGAGGAAUACACAUUUUACCCUAGAAACUGCUGAUGGCAGAUGGAUUCUUAGGCCUUUGUAACUUAAUUCAACCUGAGUGCACCUGUGUAUAUAAAUGGAUGUAAAAAAAAAAAAAAAUCUGGGUAAAUCCAAUAUUCAUUGAUGAGUUUGUUCCAGUGAUUAUAGCUAAAUCCUGUUUAAGUCUGAAAUGGGAAAUGGAUUUUAUAUUGCAGCACAAUUACAAAAUAACACGUAUUUUCAACUUCCAUAUAAACACAACAGGUUUCACACAGUCAGUACGAGUCUCUCUUGGUAUACAGCCCUUUUAUUACAUAUUCAUACAUGAUUUAGUAGUGAGUUAUUAAACUCUGAAACAUACCUGCUUGUGUUUCCCAUCUGUAGCACAGUUAUGGAACAUCCAGUGCACGUUCAGAUGAUUAUUUUCAAUAUAUUUGGCAUAUUUGAGCCCAUGCUGGCCAUCAAGUUAAAACAGAAAGAAAAGCAAAAAAACAAAAACAAAAAAAAAAACAGCUUCAUACUCACAACACUCAGCUUUGAACAGUGUGUUUCAAUUGAACAAUAUGCCUUAUUUAUGCUUUGUUUUAUGUUACUGAUCAAAACUUCUUAAUGUCUUUGUCCUCUGAUGCUUGAAGAAAUUAUUCUAGUGGUUUCUUUUUAGGCAAAUGUCACUUACAUGGAAAAUUGUAGGAGUGUUCUCUCUGUUUCUUAAAAUCUGUUCAUCUCUGAGGUGCUGGUGUUAUUAUGUGCCAAAGGGUUCUGCUUAGAAAUAAGAAUUAUUUGCCAGUAUAUAAAGCUUAUUAAAGUGAGUGAAUCUACUUGA